GAAAGUAAAGCUGGCCAGCAGCGUAUAACAAACAAAACAAAAACUUAAGGUUUUGUGGCUGCUGGGACAUAAGCUAAUCAAAAAAAAAAAAAGAAGAAAGAAAAAAAAGAAGGCGAUUUAGAGAAAUUUAGGCAAAAAUAAGGGCAACAUACACUCCGAAAAAAGGAAUUCAUUGGAGUUUUGCUAUUGAUCUCGAGUGGCAUUGUAGGUUAAGAAGCAGAAUAUGACUAAUAGCACGAUAGUAUAUUUGUGGUGGUUGAUUUUGUUCAUGGCAAAUGGAUGGUGGUGCUGCUACUGUUGUUGGAAUGAAGAAAGGACUGCUCUAUUGCAACUCAAAGCAAACAUAAAAGACAGUAUAGGCAACGACUAUUUGUCAUCGUGGGGGGCUAAUGAAACCUCGGAUUGUUGUCGAUGGGAGGGAAUUGUUUGCAGCAACAUCACCAGAAGAGUCAUAGAGUUGUCCAUUAUUGCUAAGGAAGAACAACUUAGUAAUGGUACAUAUACUGAUGAUAUUUUGAGGAACUGGCUUUUCAAUGCAUCUUUAUUUGUUCCCUUCAAAAGUCUCAAAGCUCUGCUCCUACCUGGACAUUCAUUGGCCGGUUGGGUGAAGAAUGAAGGUUUCGAGAAACUUAGACGAUUGAGAAAACUAGAAGUACUUAAUUUGUCUCGGAACAAUUUCAAUCGCAGCAUCUUUGAGUCUAUUAGUCAACUUUCAUCUCUCAAGUCAUUGUACCUCGCAGAAAAUAAUAUUGGAUCAGGUUCCGAGAAACUGAGAAAUUCGAGGAAAACAGAAAGUCUUGAUUUAUCAUGGAACUGCUUUAACCGCAGCAUCUUUCAGUCUCUUAGUCAUCUUUCGUCUCACACGUCAUUGAACCUAGCAAACAACCGAAUUGCAUCAGGUCGGGAGAGAUUGUCAGGGUUAGACAAGCUAGAAAUCUUGGAUUUGAGCAAUAAUGCACUCGAUGAUGAAAAUGGGUUCGCUGCUUUAGGCUUGUGUGAUCUAAAGUAUCUUGAAGAACUAAGUCUCAGCAGAAACAAAUUCAUUGGGAGACUCCCUCCAUGUCUUGGGAACUUAACAUUUCUUCAGGUAAUUGAUCUCACUGAAAAUCAGUUUACUGGAAACAUUGCCUCAUCUCCACUUUCACGGCUCUUGUCCCUUGAAUAUCUCUUGUUAGCAAACAACAAUUUUGAAAUGCCAAUUUCAUUCGAAUCGUUUGCUAACCAUUCAAAACUUAAGUUUGUCACUGCUGACAACAACUCAGUAAUUUUACAAACUCCUUCUAGUAACUGGAUUCCCAAGUUUCAAUUGGAAACCUUGUCAUUAUACAAUUGCUCUCAAAUGCCAAGUUUCCUUCAUUAUCAACUUCAUUUAAGGUUUCUUCGUCUCUCGAACUGCAACAUUGGUGGAAACUUUCCAAAUUGGUUGUUAGAAAACAAUUCCAGACUGGAAGAAGUUUACUUGGGUGGAAAUGCAUUCACUGGAUCUCUUCAAUUGCCAUUCCUUCCUUAUCUGAAAGCUUUUGAUAUCUCCAACAACAAGAUUCAAGGAAAACUUCCACCUAACAUUGGGUCAAUUAUCCCGAAUCUCCUGAUGUCAACAAUGUCCAACAAUAUGAUUGAAGGCUUGUUGCCUUCAAGUUUUGGUGACAUGAAAGGCCUUGAAUGCUUGGAUUUGUCAUACAAUAAGUUAACAGGAGACCUGUCGAUUGGAUUGCCCUGUGAAGGAUCCAAGUUGUUUUUACUGAGAUUGUCAAAUAACAUGUUGGCAGGGGAGAUAUUUCCAGUUUCUGCUAACAUAAACAAUUUAGCAUAUUUAUACUUGGAUGGGAACAACUUCUCUGGCCCAAUUCCAAGGAAGUUAUCGACUGCUCCUUUACGUACAUUGGACUUGAGUUACAACAAAUUGUCAGGAAACAUACCAGCCUGGCUUGGUGAUAUCUCCUCCUUAACUUCCCUAGCAUUGACCAGAAACCAUCUAACGGGUCAUAUUCCGCCUGAUUAUUGUAGACUUGAAGGACUUGAGGUGUUAGAUCUCUCUGAAAACAACCUUGUUGGUGUGAUUCCAUCAUGUUUCAAUGCUUCGCUAGCCUUAAAACAUGUGUUUUUGAGCAAAAACAAGUUACAAGGGGAAUUUCACAUGUUCUCAAACUCUGACCAUUUACAAGUGUUGGAUCUUAGAGAAAACAAAUUCAGCGGCUUCGUUCCAAAAUGGUUUGGAAGUCUUGGAAUUACCACCUUACUCUUGAAAGGAAAUCAUCUUCAAGGCAUCAUUCCCAGAGAGCUGUGCCUCGCGAGUAAAUUGAGAAUUAUGGAUCUUUCUCAUAAUAAUAUCUCGGGUCCUAUUCCUCAUUGCUUUGGGAACAUAAUGCAACAACAUUUUAUAAUAGAAAGAUACCCAUACUGUCCACCACUUGGAUAUGCAGGAUUCCAGAUGUUUGGAAGAGAUGCUGUGAUAGACGUAGAAUCCUCAAUGAAGUCAUCAUCAACACAUUUCUUCCGUUAUAACUAUCCAUGGAUUCGAGCAGAGUUCACGACCAAAUAUAACACCUAUUCAUACGAAGGUAGGACUGUUGACUAUAUGACUGGAAUUGAUCUUUCUUGCAACCAGUUAAGUGGUGAAAUACCCAAGGAACUCAGUAAUCUUACCCAGAUUCAUGCAUUAAACUUGUCACAUAACCACCUUACUGGAGCAAUACCAUCAGAAUUCUCAAAUCUCCGGAAUAUUGAGAGUUUGGACCUGUCCUACAACAACUUGACUGGGAGUAUUCCCACUCAACUUCUGAAGUUGACAACUCUAGCAGUUUUUACCGUGGCACAUAAUAAUCUAACGGGAAGGACUCCACAGCGUUCUGCGCAGUUUGCAACUUUUAGUGAAAGCAGUUAUGAGGGAAAUCCUUUUCUUUGUGGUUUUCCAUUGAACAUCAGUUGUACGGAGCCUAGAGAGAUUCCAAUAUACCCUCCAGCACCAAACUGCUGCAAAGAUGAUGCUUCUUUUUUAGAUAUGGAGUCGUUCUAUAUUUCCUUUCUUGUGGCAUAUGCAAAUGUGGUGGUUGCUGUGGUUGUAGUCCUCUGGGUAAACCCUUACUGGAGAAAUGUUUGGUUUUAUUUUGUCGAGUCUUUCAUGUAUUCAUGUUACGAUUUUUUCGCUUCCAAAAGGUCAAUUUAAUUAUGUAACAUUUCACUAUGCAAA
This is a messenger RNA of Capsicum annuum, 3190 nucleotides long. Its product is annotated as receptor-like protein 15. Lineage: Eukaryota; Viridiplantae; Streptophyta; Magnoliopsida; Solanales; Solanaceae. The record is from RefSeq and is a predicted model, not a curated record. Gene Ontology annotation, molecular function: protein binding. The transcript is spliced from 6 exons. Bases 224 to 3166 code for a protein of 980 amino acids.